Molecule: messenger RNA, 1356 nt
Organism: Artibeus jamaicensis (Jamaican fruit-eating bat)
Lineage: Eukaryota; Metazoa; Chordata; Mammalia; Chiroptera; Phyllostomidae
Product: protein eyes shut homolog
Exons: 10
Coding region: 541-1347 (268 amino acids)
Source: RefSeq, a predicted model, not a curated record
UGUGAGCCUCCAUUUUCUGGAAAGUACUGCCAGGAACUUGAUGCAUGUUCUUAUAAACCAUGUAAAAAUAAUGGCAGUUGCAUUAAUAAAAGUGAAAAAAGGAACAAGCGAGGAUAUGAAUGUGUCUGUCACCCACCAUUUACAGGCAUAAAUUGUUCAGAAGUAAUUGAGCAAUAUCAACUACAUGUCUGUUUCCAUGAGAAAUGGAGCAAUAUUACUGCAAAAAGUUUCAUUUCUGAGUGUGAUGAACCAUAUUCAGGUUGGAAAAGAGGAAUUUGCCAAAAUGAAAGCUCUGCUUACACUUGUGUGUGCCCAGAGGGACUUCCCAAUCAAAACUGUGAAACUGGUGUCAGUAAGUGUUUAUGGAUACCAUGUCAGAUCGGUGCUGACCACAUUGACAUUUCAAAUGAUACUAUAUGCAUCUGUUCACCAAAAUCUGCAGACAAGCUUUGUAAGGGACUUCAAACACCAUGGGAUCCAUUUCUUUGCAAUAAUAAUGACACAUAUGUGAACUAUAAGAAAGAUUAUCAUUGCAGUUGUAUGCCAAGAUUUACUGGAAAGAACAGUGAGAAAGUAAUUGACCACUGUAGACUGCUCAGCAUCAACUGUCUGAAUGAAGAAUGGUGUUUCAAUAUAAUUGGAAGAUUCAGAGAUGCCUGCACAAGAAAUUCUUGUUGGUUUCUGAAGAAUAUUUGCUUAAUUUAUCUGUACCCCUGCUACUGUGGAUCCAUCAGCCAUGAUAUUUGCCAGGCAGAAGUUCCUCAUUCUCUUCAACUUAAAUAUGUAUGGCAAUUGGGAUUUACAGUAUUCGAAGGUGAAAAAUAUGAAGUGACUAUUGAUGCUUACUCCUUUCAUGCUGAAAAUUGUACUGAUGAUGCAGUCUACAUGAACAAAUCUGAAGACCUUGGUUACCUACAUUUGUUUCAAUGUGAAGAGCCAAAGGAGCUAAAAAUGACAUUUAAGGUGGUGGGUCUAGCCGUGUUGAUGUGUGCAAAUGGAUGCAGCUGUUUGACUGAGGAAGAUAGUAAAGAAUAUUUUUGUCUGUGUAUUCAUAGAAGGCCUAGAAAAAUGAAUCAGAAAAAUACAACUGACUAUCAAGAAAGUGGGUGUCAACCUAAAGCUGUUCAUGAUGCAGCUGUUCUCUCAGUUACACUGACAGAGUCUGUGUUCUCAACGCUGGAGAUUGCUUCAGAAACCGGAGUACAUCAUCACAUGGCCUCUGCGGAGUCCAUUUGCACAGCUGUAACUGUAGCUGUCUGCAAAUAUAUAAAAGAAAAAUCUGUGAAACAGAAACUGAAGAUUGUAAAUCUAUGCCCUGCAAAACUGGAGUGGCUGGUAUCAUUUUAAGUGGCUAUU